AUUUUCCCAUUACUCUCUCUCUCUCUCUCUCUCUCUCUCUCUCUCUCUCUCUCUGCGUCCUCUGGCUUCUCUCCCCUACCCGACGUACGUACGUUCAUCCGAUUCCCUAAACUAGGGUUCUGCUCAUUCUCCUGGUUGUGGUCCGAUCAUUUUGCCAGUCGGAGGAAAUGAAAUCCAGAGGAUCUUCUUUAAAUCCACAUGCAGUAUCAUAUAUACCACUGUCCAAAAGGGUAGUGGACAGUAACACUGGCACUCCUGGAGGAGCAACUAGAAUUACUGAGUGCUCCAUAAACUUUGCCCAAGGUCAUGAUGAAAGGAAAGCUUGGCUUGGCUCCAAUGUGCAUGAAACUGUAGACUUCUCUAUAGGAGGAAAGUAUGCUCUGCAGAACCACCAUGCCCAGGGUUCUUCAUCACAACAUCCAGCUACUUUGCCAGAUAAUCUGAUGGCAGACGAAAUGUAUGAUAUGAAUAUAGAAUAUCUUCAGAUGGCAUUCCCGGGUCUCUCUCAUCAGUCACUGGCUGAUGUCUAUAUUGCAAAUAAGGGCGACAUGGAAGCAUCUCUUGAUAUGCUGCACGACCUCGAGUUCAACCAGUACGAGUCCCCAGAAAACCUACCCGAUACACUGGACAUUGGUGAUGUUGCAGAAACGGUUCCUGCCACCAAACAGGGUACAUUAAAAUUGAAGAAUGUAGCCGGUGAAGGAGCAGAUGCUUCGUCCUCAACAAGCCAUCCAUCAUCACUCAAUUGAUGGCUUUGGACAUCCUUGAGAUGUCUAUUCAAUGCGGUGCAAAACAUUAGUGUAUAGAUAAGGUAAAACCUUAUGUGGCCCUGUACAGUGGUCGAUGGAUUGUUUUCUUCACUGGUCUUUUGUUUUCAGGGGGGUCGAUUGUUCAUUGAUUUUUGAGAUCAUGAGCCGAAGCUGCUGUAUCAACGGGAUAUAUCGUGGGUCGAAGCGGAAGUCUAUCUUUGCUGGUUGAUUUCAAAUGAGAAGGGAAUUUCUCAAUCCUUUUCGACAAUUGUAUUCUGAAUGAACCUCCUUUUGCUUUUGCUUCCUCUCUCUCUCUCUCUCUCUCUCUCUCAUCAUAACUCUACAAAAUACAUGGAAUUCGGGCCUGAAAUUCCAGAGUACUUUGGACUGUGUCUUUUAGAAGUUAUCGGAUUGGCCCAUAUGGUUCACUUUGUGUAUGAGGUUCUUUAUGAACGUCUUGGCUCGCCUUACA
Molecule: messenger RNA, 1221 nt
Organism: Punica granatum (pomegranate)
Lineage: Eukaryota; Viridiplantae; Streptophyta; Magnoliopsida; Myrtales; Lythraceae
Source: RefSeq, a predicted model, not a curated record